This is a messenger RNA of Emericellopsis cladophorae, 1185 nucleotides long. RefSeq names its product putative oxidoreductase-like protein. The coding region runs from base 1 to 1185 and encodes 394 amino acids. The record is from RefSeq and is a predicted model, not a curated record. Gene Ontology annotation, molecular function: nucleotide binding. The transcript has 2 exons. NCBI's taxonomy places the organism in Eukaryota, Fungi, Ascomycota, Sordariomycetes, Hypocreales, Bionectriaceae.
AUGGCUGGCGAUUCUCCUUACACCGUGAAAUGGGGCAUCCUUGCCACCGGUGGCAUCGCCGAGACUUUUACCAAGGAUCUCCUCACCAACCCAGCCAUCCGUGACGUCUCCGAUGUGAAGCACGAGCUCGUCGCCGUAGCCUCCAGCAGCUCCGCCGACCGUGCUGCCGACUUCAUCAAGCGUGUUGACGGCCCCAGCUCGGCCGAGGCCUACGGCUCGUACGCCGAGCUGGUCGCGGACCCCGACGUGGACAUUGUCUACGUCGCCACGCCGCACAGCCACCACUUCCAGAACACCAUGCUGUGCUUGGAAGCCGGCAAGAACGUGCUCUGCGAGAAGGCCUUCACCGUGACGGUCGCCCAGGCCAAGAAGCUGGUGGACAAGGCCAAGGAGAAGAACUUGUUCCUCAUGGAAGCUGUCUGGACGAGGUGUUUCCCGUUGAGCAUCAAGGUGCGGGAGCUCAUCAGCUCUGGUGCCAUUGGUACCGUCUACCGCACAUUUGCCGAUCUCAGCUUUGGCAAGGCGAACCCCGACGGCUCCCUCGAUUUCCCCGACACCAACCGCAUGGUCUCCCUCGACCUGGCCGGCGGCGCCCUCCUCGAUCUCGGCAUCUACGCCCUCACCUGGGUCUUCCAGUCCCUCUACCACGUCCAGCCCGAGGCGUCCAAGGAGGCGCCCGACGUCGUCUCUGCCAUCAACAAGUACAAGACCGGGGCCGACGAGCAGACGAGCAUCAUCUGCCAGUUUCACCAGCACGCAUCCAUGGGCAUCGCCACGACCGGCUUGCGCGUGGCCACGGACCCCGAUGGCCAGAAGACAGCCGGUGCGGCCAUCCGCAUCCAGGGCUCCGAGGGCGAGAUCCAGGUCCUGCACCCGGCCUACCGUCCGACAGCCUACCGCGUGAUCAAGAACGACAGCGACGGCAAGGUUGAGGUCGUGGACUGCCCCAUUCCCACGGAUCCCCAGCGCAGCAACUGGGGCCACGGCAUGUUCUGGGAGGCCGACGAGUGCGCGCGCUGCCUCCGGGACGGCAAGAAGCAGAGCGCGUUCAUGCCCUGGGAGGAGAGUAUUGUCAUCAUGGACGUGAUGGACCAGGUCCUCAAGCAGGGCAGCGUGACGUACCCGGAUCUCAUCACGACCGACGUGUACGACGCCAAGAGCCCUCUCAACACCGGAAACCAAUAG